ACGACUGAAUACUUUUGUGCACGGCCUUUUGUACAAGGAACUGUUUUACAAGUGAUAUAGGAACGCAAUGGAUAGGAACGGAAAUUAUCAUCACUCGUCCUUGGUCAUACCAAACGAUCAGACUGUGAGAUCGGGCGAAUCGUUUCAUACCGCACAAGGUUGGCAAUUGGAAAGAACGUAUCCUUAUCUAUUCGGUACCCAAACUAUUGACUGGAGCUGCUCCUUACCAUACAGUGGUCGUGUUUCCUAUAGCAGCAACACGCAGAUUGGUGAUACUAUUGCAACGAACUAUGAGCAAAAACAGCUGCCUGAGUUUGAAUUCUUUUGGUCGAUGCCAUCCUCGACACUAUCGACGACGGUGUUCCCAACGAAGCACCUGAAGGAUGAAUAUUACGGGGACGUUGAUGGCACGGUGUCAACUCCCUUCUAUUCUCCACCGCCCGAGAAUAUUAUGAAGCAACCAGACACACAACCCAGCUCCAUGUUACCGUUGGAUUAUCCGCACUCCAAGCUACCAUCUAAGAAUCAACCAAAUACUCACCAUUCGACCGACGGCACACUGCUGCAACCCGUGCUGCACAACUCAGCUUCCGUGCUUGAUCUGACUCUUCCGGCGGACCAAUCCAAACCCAAACUAUUCAGCCCGUGCACUUCCAAAUGGCGCUGUGAACAGUGCAAUAGGCACUUCGUUAGCCAAACGGGUCUAACGCAUCAUAACAAGGCCAGACAUGCGGGUGUGCGACCGCACCGUUGCGGAAAGUGUGGCAAACGGUUCUCGGAACUGGUGCUGCUCCAGCGGCAUGUUUUACGCCACGUUACGCAAAACAAACCGCACAGGUGUGAUCAAUGUCCAAAGACUUUUUGCUAUCGUACAGAUCUGCGGCGUCAUGAGUACUUUCACACCGGUGAUAAACCGUAUCAUUGUUCCGUCUGUGGGCGAGGAUUCGUUCGGUGGGAUCAUAUGCAGAGGCACGAAUUAACGCACCAAAAACAGGAAUCUCAGUUCAAAGAGCUAACGGUGGAGGAUAGGUUUGCAAUGCAAUAUGUCGACGAUCGAUCUGACCGAUCGCCAGAACAGACAAAUAACUAGCAUGUAAAUUAGUUAAUGUUAAUGCUACUUUCAUAACGAAUGGCCAGGUCGCCUUGAUAAGGAACAAAACAAAACAAAGUGUGUGCGCGAGUGGUGGUAUACUUUUAUGAAGCAAUUGACACAUCGUCACCGGUUGACAGCAAAACGUACUAUCGGUUGGGGCAAACGAUAAUAAAUUUAGUGUGUGAUUGUGCACAUUCACGUC
This is a messenger RNA of Anopheles moucheti, 1295 nucleotides long. RefSeq names its product zinc finger protein 135-like. The record is from RefSeq and is a predicted model, not a curated record. The transcript is spliced from 2 exons. Gene Ontology annotation, molecular function: RNA polymerase II cis-regulatory region sequence-specific DNA binding; DNA-binding transcription factor activity. Lineage: Eukaryota; Metazoa; Arthropoda; Insecta; Diptera; Culicidae. Gene Ontology annotation, biological process: regulation of transcription by RNA polymerase II. The coding region runs from base 68 to 1090 and encodes 340 amino acids.